AUGGAUAACUGUAUGAUUAGCGCAUUAUAUCAUCAAGCGUUGACCGGUCACAAAAGAAGUGACAAUGGUGUUACAUCAUCUCAAGUGUCAAAGGUAAUUGAGAGUGUAAAUAAUGUGUGUGGAGUUGUUGUGUCAGAAAAAAAUGUAAGGGGGCGUUUGAAGACUAUUAAGAAAGAAUAUGUUGAACUUCGUCAAUUAUUAAGUAUGAGUGGUUUUGGGUUGGAACCUAACACUGGACGUGUCACAGCCGAUGCAUUGGCUUGGGAGGAGUUUCUUAAGGGGAAACCAGAAUUUGGAAAGUGGAAGAACAAACUUUGUCCUCGGUAUGAUGAGUUGGAGGUUAUCCUUGGAAAUGAUGUUGCUACAGGACAGCGCUCAAUAGCCGGCAAUGACGAUAUCUCUCCCAUCCAUGUAGUAGAUGAAAGUGUAAAUGAGAUUGAUAGUCAAAGUGAAGCUACAAAUUCAAGCAAAAGAAAUGAUUCCAAGCGUAGCGCCGAAGGAGGAUCUAACAGAAGCCGGCGUAGACGUACCCAACCCGAUGACAGUAUUAUUGCCCUAUCGAGUAUUGCCGAAUCAUCAAAAAGAAUUGCCAAUGCUAUGGAGAUUCAAGCGACAUUAGAUACCAAAAAACAUAUAAAUUGGCAAUUAGUUUUAGAAAAAUUACAAGGCAUGAAGAUAGAUAGGCAUGAUAUAAUGCAAAUCAUGAAGAUAUUUCAAUCGGAUGAAAGUUUUGUGAGAAUCUUUAUGAGUUUGACUGAUGAAACAUUUAUGCGGGAUUGGGUUUUUGAGAAACUUGGCCGUGAUCCACCUCCGAUUAAUUAG
Molecule: messenger RNA, 822 nt
Organism: Diospyros lotus (date-plum)
Lineage: Eukaryota; Viridiplantae; Streptophyta; Magnoliopsida; Ericales; Ebenaceae
Exons: 3
Coding region: 1-822 (273 amino acids)
Source: RefSeq, a predicted model, not a curated record